Molecule: messenger RNA, 1104 nt
Organism: Heterostelium album PN500
Lineage: Eukaryota; Evosea; Eumycetozoa; Acytosteliales; Acytosteliaceae
Product: SET domain-containing protein
Exons: 4
Coding region: 1-1104 (367 amino acids)
Molecular function (GO): protein binding
Source: RefSeq, a predicted model, not a curated record
AUGAUCAAAAAUUGUUUAAUUAGUAGAAAUAAUGUUAUUGGUAGUUUUAUAAGAUCUUCAACUGUUAGUGUUAGUAUUAAGAGAUAUUGCACUAAUAGUUCUACUACCAACCAAGAUCAAACAUUGAACAGUAUCUAUAGCAGAAUCAUUGGUGCCAACAAUCAUAAUAAACUAAUCAUUAAGGAUAGUGGUGAUUCAUUAAGAGGUAGAGGUUUAUUUACUAAACUAGAUGUUCAAUCAGGUCAAGUCAUCUAUACUGAGAAACCUUUUGUUUCUUAUCAAUCAUUAGAAAUUGACAAUAAAACUAUUUGUAAUCAUUGUUUGAAAUCGUUGGAUAAAGAUAAAAUUGAAAAAUCAAAACAAAAGAAAGAUGAUGAUUUCGAUGAUCUAUUCUCUAAAUGUGUAAAGUGUUCAACUAGAUAUUGCUCGGAGCAAUGUAAGAGUGAAUCGGAUAUUCAAUAUCAUCUUGCAAGCUGUCCGAGUACAUCGGGGUUCUCAGAGAUCUUAAAGUAUACAGCAGUAGAGAAGCGAAGAUUUCCAAUAUUGGCUGCAAAGAUACUCGCUAGAAUUCUACUUGGUUAUCACUUUCAAAAGAAUAUGGAGCAUUGGGAGAAUCUACAAGUUUUAUCAUUUGCAAAAAGAGAUCCACCAUUAGAAUGGAAAGAUGAUUAUAACCUAUUUCAAAGAGCAUUAUUAACAAAAGAAUCAAAUAAGAAAAGAUUUAAUUAUGAUUGGUUCGUUAGAGUUAUGCAGAUACUAUAUAUAAAUACAUUGGGAAUAGAAGUUGGUGCGACAGAACCGAAAGCGGCAUCUACUUCAUCGGGUAUUGGACUGUUCUAUUUGACUUCGUUUAUCAAUCAUAGUUGUGAUCCUAAUUGUUAUUUGGCAUUCCCAACCGAUCAUACUGCACACCUCACAGCAUUGAAACCACUGAAAGCAGGUGAUGAGCUACUCAUAGCCUAUGGUGAUCCCAACAAAGAUUACAUCGAUCGACAAUCACAUCUCUUUGAUAACUAUGGAUUCAGUUGUAACUGCUCUAAAUGUCAAUCCGAUUUGCCAAAGAAGAAGAAGAAUAACAACAACAACAACAAGAAAGCAGAGUAG